Molecule: messenger RNA, 1660 nt
Organism: Pseudophryne corroboree (corroboree frog)
Lineage: Eukaryota; Metazoa; Chordata; Amphibia; Anura; Myobatrachidae
Product: zona pellucida sperm-binding protein 3-like
Exons: 8
Coding region: 32-1639 (535 amino acids)
Source: RefSeq, a predicted model, not a curated record
CUAGCAUUGUGCUGUUUGUUCUGUAGGCAGAAUGGGGAUGUGUGUGAGGUGGAGUUGGCUGCUGCUGGUGGCUCUGGUUUCUGGCAUAGGAUUGGCCAGUGCUGGGGAGCGUGUCUUGGUUAGACGCCAAUCAGGUGAUUGGUGGAGGCAUCACCAGCACUCUGUCAGGGGUUCUCCUAGAGUGUCUCAUGUGGGGGCUGCUCAGCCGAUGUCUGGCCUGGGGUCUUACAGAUGGGGUGCUCAGCCAGUGUCUGGCCUGGGGUCUUCCAGAUGGGGUGCUCAGCCAGUGUCUGGCCUGGGGUCUUCCAGAUGGGGUGCUCAGCCAGUGUCUGGCCUGGGGUCUUCCAGAUGGGUUGCUCCGCCAGUGUCUGGCCUGGGGUCUUCCAGAUGGGGUGCUCAGCCUGUGUCAGGAUGGGGGUCCCCUGUUAGGAAUGAUGGGGGAGCUGCUCGAUCUAGACAGCUGGCACCAACCCAGAGCUCUCCUAUCAGUGUGCAGUGUGGUGAGGACAUGAUGGUGGUGACUGUGAUGAGAGACCUGUAUGGGAAUGGGAAGCUGGUGAAGGCCUCAGACCUGAGCUUGGGACCCCAGUCCUGUAGUCCUGGUCCCCAGAGCACCGAUACCAGUGUGGUCUUCAAGAUUGGCCUCCAGGAGUGUGGGAACGCAGUACAGAUGACUGCAGACUGGCUGAUCUACACCACCUCCCUGACCUACAGUCCAACAUCCUCUAGUGGUGUACCCAUCACCAGGACCAACUCUGCUGUGGUUCCCAUCAUGUGUUUCUAUCCCCGACAUGGUAAUGUGAGCAGCAAUGCCAUUGAGCCAACAUGGGUUCCGUUCAGUACCACAGUGUCUUCAGAAGAGAGGCUGUCCUUCUCCUUGCAGUUGAUGAUGGAUGACUGGAGUGCUCCCAGACCUUCCUCUGACUUCCAGCUGGGGGACAUGCUCUACAUAGAGGCCUCUGUGGACACUCAGAACCACAUCCCUAUGAUGCUAUAUGUGGAUAGCUGUGUGGCCACUCUGUCUCCUGAUGUCCAGUCCACCCCGAUUUAUGCUAUCAUUGCCUACAAUGGGUGCCUGGUGGAUGGCCAGCAAGAAGAUUCCUCUUCCACCUUUGUAUCCCCAAGGCCUGAGCCUGACAAGCUUCAGUUCAUGGUUGAUGCUUUCCGGUUCACUGGGAUGGAUGUCUCUCUGAUUUAUAUCACUUGUACUCUGAGAGCUGCUGCAGCCACCCAGGUUCCUGAUCCAAUGAACAAGGCCUGUUCCUAUGUGAAGGCAUCUAGUAGCUGGGUGGCUGUGGAUGGCCUCAAUACAAUCUGCCAGUGCUGUAAUGCUGGGACCUGUGCUGGUCAGAGCAGGAGACUGGGACCCAUCCGUGGGAUUCCAAGAGGAAUUGGCAAAAGAGAAAUUGCAGCAGGUCCAUCUACAGAAGAACAUGGAUCGGUGACUUUGGGUCCUCUGCUGGUGGUUGGGGCAAACCCUGUCCAGGCUCCAAGAAUGACUGCAGAGUCGGGGCACUUGGAACAGUGGAUGCUGGUGGCCGCUGUGUCCCUCAGUCUGGCUGUGUUACUUGGCUUUUUUGCUCUGACUGUAAAAUGCAUCAUGAAGAGACAUGCUGGUGUACAGGCUGCAGAAAAAUAAAAUGCUAUAUUGCAAUCUUAA